GGGACAAUCAAUGAUUCCAGAAUCCAUUCCAUAAGACAAAAGAAGAGAAAAGAAUAAAAAAAAAAAAAAGAUGAUUCCAGAAUCCUGUCUCUCAAGGAUGGAGUUAGAGCUCCGGUGUUGACUUCACCGGAACCAGAAUGGAUUCUUUUUAGCAAUUGGUGAUUUGGACGUCAAGGGCUCAUCUUUAUGCCUGUCCCAGUCUAUUUAGGUGGAAUCUCCAUGUGGGUAUACGUUUAAUCACACAAUUAAAGCUUUUUUGAUAUCUUAAACCCCACUACUUGUGUCAAGAUUAGUUCUUUCUGAACCCUUCUUUUUAUUUUUUUGUAGUGAGAAUUUGAUUGGAUUGCUGAGUUUUUGUUCCCCAAUUGAAUUUAUGCUGUGGACAUGUUAUGGAUUUUGUUUGGGGGUCGUCCCUCUUUGCAUAUAUUCUUCUACCAACCUCUAUCAUUUGGGAGUUAUUUAGUUGGAUUUGAUUGAAUCUUAGAUGAAAUGGUUUCCACUUCUCUGAAACGAUUAGAGUUGUAUUUUGGAAUUAUAAAGCUUUUGGAUUCAGAAAGGGGAAGCAGGUUCAGAAAUUGACUAUAUGAUGAGUGACUGAAGGAAUGGAAGGAAAAUUUUAGAACAUGGAUGAUGGAGAAGUAGAGCUCUGUGAUCAGGUCUUAUUAUCAAAUCCAGAUGUAUCUUGUGAUCUACAAGGGCCCACCUAUGAUUCAUUUGAUGAAUUUUUGAAGAACACUAGGACAUGUACUCACACUCACACCUGCAAUCCACCCGGCCCUGAUGCAGCGCAUACUCAUACCUGUUACCACACACACACCCAAGUGCUUGCAUCCGAGGAUGAUGAGGGAUCAAAUGACAAAGAGAAGUCUGUCUCAAAAUCUAGAAGACCUUCAGGAAACAGGGAAGCAGUUCGGAAGUAUAGAGAAAAGAAGAAGGCCCAUACAGCAUACUUGGAAGAGGAAGUCAAAAAACUGCGUAUCCUUAACCAGCAAUUGGUUAGGCGAUUACAGGGGCAAUCGAUACUUGAAGCUGAGGUCUUGAGGCUAAGAACCCUAUUAACAGAUCUUAGAGGCAAAAUUGAUAGUGAGUUGGAUGUGAAACGGGGUAGUUCUACUGUUUGUUUCAAGGAAGGUGAUGGUGUGGUUCAUUCUAAUGGAGGAAUUGAUAUAAGGUGCAACACUGAUGUCCCAUGCCUCCAUCCACAAGCUGUGCCAUCUUUGCAAGCUCAAAUUGGUGGGAGAAAAAAUAUGAUGUCCACUUGGGAGGGAAGCUGCCAACCUGCAAUAAUGGAGAGCCAGGCAUAUCCAAGUGCUCCUGUUGGCCAAAACAUGGCAAGUGUAGAGGGACAUACAGAGAAACUGAAUCCAGAAACCAUGGACACACUAGAGACCUUGGUCUCAUCUGCAUCUCAACCCGAACAGCAAGAAGGGAGGAUCUAAUUGUAAGUCUUCUGCUUCCUAUAAAGCAUGAAGUCUCUGAUCAUCUUGUCUUGAUAUUUUCCUGAAGUUUGCGAGUAAUAAUGGGCUUUUUCUCCAUAUACUGUACAGUAAUUAUGACUUCCCAAAAGGCCGAGUAUUAUCAUAAAAUACACAUGGAGGUUUGUAUCAUCUAUUUAGUCCAAUAGAAAUAUGGGUUUGGUUACAACAAUUUUAGUUCUUUUAUGUUCAUAUAAACUUUAGUGAGGCCUGGUAUGUACAUGAAAGGAUCUUUUUAAGGUCAAGAUGAAUGUAAAGUAUAAAUUUAUAUACUA
Molecule: messenger RNA, 1750 nt
Organism: Macadamia integrifolia
Lineage: Eukaryota; Viridiplantae; Streptophyta; Magnoliopsida; Proteales; Proteaceae
Product: basic leucine zipper 23-like
Exons: 2
Coding region: 624-1439 (271 amino acids)
Biological process (GO): regulation of transcription by RNA polymerase II; DNA-templated transcription
Molecular function (GO): RNA polymerase II cis-regulatory region sequence-specific DNA binding; DNA-binding transcription factor activity, RNA polymerase II-specific
Source: RefSeq, a predicted model, not a curated record